GGGUUUAUGGACUGCCACCAUGUUACGGAGCCAGUUGUUAGUAUUAUUGACCGUUAUUUCAAUUCGAGAAGGUUCUAGUCAGCCUACAUACUGGUAUCACUAUACGAGGAGUUAAUGAGUAUCAUCACGAAUGAAGGAACUUGCGCUAAAUCCGUCCAGAAAUCGUCGAAAUGAGUCACGUGGAUCCGCAUCAAACCCCCAGCGAAGACGACGGACUGGCCUGUCUGCGCUUGCGCCGAAUGAGGCUUUGCGGAAAGUCCAGUCCGAAGCAAAGAUGGCGCUUACAUGUAAAGUACAGUACUUGGACGACACUGAUCCGUUUGCCAGUACUAAUUUUCCAGAGCCAACCAGGCCGCCAACGUACACAUUUCACCUGAAUAUUGCUCUGUGCCAGCAAGUAGACGGAUUACAUCGGCUGUUAUGUGCGCCGCAUGCUAUCGACGACGUCGCACUACAGCUGUCUCAUAAUGGGUGUUACUUAGAAUUGGAAAAUACGCUUGAAGAACAAGCAGAUCUAUUGGAAGGCUUCCUCGACAGCCGCAAAAAUACAAUAAUACUACGGACUUCGCUGUCUGUUCGCGUCCACAACUGUAUAGGACGACAAGGACCUGGUACAUGAGUUUGUAAAUUCAGAUGGACUCAACGCGCUCAUCACGGUCGGUCAAGAUGCCGAUCAAAAUUAUCAAAAUUAUAUUCUUAGAGCUAUUGGACAAAUUAUGCUGUAUGUGGAUGGAAUGAAUGGAGUUAUCAAUCACAAUGAAACCAUCCAAUGGCUUUAUUCUCUUACUGCGUCAAAGUUCCGCCUGGUGGCGAAAACUGCGCUCAAGUUACUCCUCGUCUUCAUCGAGUACACUGAAAAUAACUCUAGAUUUUUGUACGAGGCUGUGCAAGUCGUUGAUGAUGCGCAAGGAGUAAGAUGGUGGUCAGAGAUCGUGGGAAUUUUAGCCGAGAAGGAGUCGCUGGGCGACGAGGAGAUUCUAACAUAUGCCAUAACACUCAUUAAUAAAGUGUUAUAUGCUACUCCAGAUCAGGAUACGUUCUAUGACAUUAUAGAUGCGCUUGAGGAGCAGGGGAUGGCUGAUGUCGUGAAGUCGCAUCAGGACAGAAGGGGAUCAAAUAUCGACUUUUUAGAACAGCUUAAUGUAUAUGAGAUGGCAAUUAAAAUCGAAGAUGGAGACGAGGAUUUAUCAUCGUUUACUAGUUCACCGUCCAUCAGACAAAGACGGCGAACGACGACCACAGAUCCGAGAGGAGGAGAACGAAGAAAGAGUCGCCGGCACAACUCUGUGAGUAAGCUGGACCUUAUCUCUGGUCACAAUGAUUUUUCUGCUAUCAGUCGAAUCGGGUCUUUAGACAGUGGACUACUGCACAAGGUAUCGAGUGCACCGGAUGUGACGUCACGGUUCGGUGAGCGACCUCCUUCACCCGUCAGGUCCCUGGGAAGCUCGUCACCGUCGUCUUCUACUCAGGAGAUGGAUGAGAUUGAUGAGAAGGAAAGAAGUAGACAGGCGAGAAGAGAGCGACGAGCAGCCAGACGUGCAGCAUUGGGCAUUGCCCCUGAAAGAGAAACAACAUCAACCCCUACAGUAAACAACAACACCACUAUCGAAAACAACAAUAACAACUACAAAUACCAUGAUGAGGGUAAAGGAGGUCACUUGGACAUACCACGUAAUGGAGGGGAUAUGACGUCAUCUAGGACGUCACCGUCAUCGUCACCAAAGGUUUCACCAAGGGCCUCGCCUAACGCCUCACCACAGUUCGCGCGGAGAAGAGACAGAUUCAAUCAUGUAGAGGAGAAAGACGAAACACCACAGAAAAAGGUCCCGAGAACUUGGGAAGAGCGUCGAAGAGCGAAAGAAGAAGCGAAGAAACAUGAAAAUCAAACAGACAAACACGACCCUGAAAACAAGACUUUUUCUCGAAUGGGAACGCCAAGAGAAAACAACGCCACUGAAACAGGAUCCAUGAAAAUCAACACAAGUAAAUUACGGUCCGACAAUUCGUCUUCAGAAGAAAGUAUUAGUGCUAGAAAUGCGGAAAACGAAGCUCAUAAACGAGAAAAGCCUAGACAACGUCUUGUUGAUAGUGCUAGAGAUAGUAGUGCUAGUGAGAAAGAAGAACCAAAGUCACCCAGACGAACACCAAUGCUGAACGAGAUCGGAAGAAUAUCCAGUGUUACUGAUAAAGGUGGUAUUCGCUCGCCGCCUCUCGACCGGCGGGAAAGCUCCGAAAAGAGGUCUAGUAUUUGUGAAGGUUUUAACAAGAAAAUGAUGUUAUCUAUGUUGUAUCAGACAUCGACUGAUGAUCUUUUUGCUAAGAAAUCCGACUCAUCAUCGACUGGGGAAUCGGUUCACGAUCGACGUGCUCGGUUGAUGAGCGGCGGAGAUUCGGAAGUUAAUAACAACGAGAAUGCUGUAGGUACGGACUUGGCUACCAACUCCGUGCAAGAUACGAUCAAGAAGCUGGGCUCGUUGGAAGAAGAAGCAAAAGACUCGACAACACCUGAGGGGAACUUUGAAGGGUUGUUAAAACAAGCGAAGAAGAAUCUCUUGAAGGAGGACCAAGAGCUCGAGGAAGAAGCAGCCCAGCUAGAAGCCCAGAGAAUAGCAGAGGAGGAGAGAAGACGAAAAGAGGAGGAGGAAGAGAUUGCCAGGCAAGCAGCUGAGGAGGCUGCACGGCUACAAGAACUGGAAUGGGAGCGAAUGAUCACCUUAAAACGUUCACUUAUCAUCAAUGACUUUGAUUUUACGGAUCUUUUAGACGAGGAUGACGUGGAUGUUUUUGAAUCUAAUGAUCACCAUGACGAAACAGACGCACCCCCACCCCUUUCGUAUCUUGGAGGAAUGGCCCCUCCACCACCACCCUUGGGAAUGAUGUGUCCACCACCUCCUCCCCCAGCCCCAGAGGGGAUGCCCCCUCCCCCACCUCCAGGGGUUCCAGGACACUUGAACAAGUCAAACAAGAAAAAACUGGUUCGGUUGUUUUGGCAGGAAGUGAAGAACUCGCCGCUCAUUAACGGAGUCAAUAAAACGAUAUGGGGCAAUAUUGAUAAGGUUGAUAUUGACACUAAGAAACUAGAACAUUUGUUUGAGAAUAAAACAAGCGCCAAGUUAAAGCAAAGAUCCGAGGGUGACGAAAAAGACAAAAGAAAAGAGAUUGUUGUUCUUGACUUGAAGAGAUCACAGACAAUCAACAUCGGAUUGACCAAACUACCGCCCGUUAGAACACUGAAACAAGCUAUCAUUAACAUGGAUAGCACUGUGAUUGACAGGGAGGGAGUGGAGAAAAUUCUUCAGCUGCAGCCGACGCCUGAAGAAAAGACCAAGAUACAAGAAGCACAGUUGGCAAAUCCCGACAUUCCUUUGGGGACUGCUGAACAGUUCCUACUUACCAUGGCCUCUCUUAACGAACUCGCACCCAGACUACAAUUAUGGUUAUUUAAACUCGAUUAUGAUUCACUCGAAAAGGAAGUAGCUGAACCACUGAUGGAUCUCAAGGAAGCCCUCGAAGAAAUCAAUAAGAACAAAACAUUCAAACAUAUUCUGGCAACGCUGCUGGCCAUUGGAAACUUUCUUAACGGCAAACAGGUGAAGGGAUUCCAGUUGGACUAUUUAUCUAAAGUCCCCGAGGUCAAAGACACGGUCCACAAACAUUCUCUGUUGUAUCACUUGUGUUGUAUGGUGAUGGACAAGUUUCCAAACACUACUGAUCUCUACAGUGAACUAGGAGCUUGUCAUCGAUCUUCGCGGGUGGAUUUUGAUAUAGUUGCCGAAAAUCUGAAGAAACUAAAAGAAAACUGUAAAAAAUCCUGGGAACACCUGAGUGUCGUGGCCAAACACGACAGCACGAAACAGCUCAAGAGCAAAAUGACUGAAUUACUGACUGACGCUCAAGAAAGAAUAACCAUCCUCAAAGUAGUACACAGACGCGUCAUUAACAGGUUUCGCAAGAUGCUUCUUUAUUUGGGAGUCUCUCCGACUGUAACCAAGAAAACAAAGGUGCACGAGUUUUGUAAAAUCAUCAGCGAGUUUUCGUUGGAGUAUAGAACAACGAGAGAAAAAGUUCUGGAACAAAAGAAAAAGAGAGAAAACAUCAGAGAGAGAAAUAAAACGAGGGGAAAACUCAUCUACGCAGAGUCGUUCCGAUCCGCUGGACGGUCACCGAGCGAAGAACGAGUCGACGAAGCGUUCAAGAAGGCUCUGUUUUCAAAUGAAGACCAGUUAGACGGCUGUAAAGAAAAACUGAAAAGUUCCACCCUUCCGAACCGUAGUCGAACCAGGUCGAAUCGUUCUUCUCAAAGCCAUGAUGAGUUUCCGGAUGAUAAUACCGAUGAAGUGAUGGACAUGCUGGUAAAAUCAGCUACCGCCCCUAACACUAAAACGAGGGUGCGCACGCGCAAUCGAACAGCAAACUCCAACCGGAAGUCAGCUCGCCGAACGCUCAAGGGUGGAAUAAGCGCAGAGGAUUUAGAAAAACUAUCAAAGCAGGUCAAAAACUUCGAAAGCAAAUAACAUUGGUUCAACCAUAGAUAAUUGUUUUAGAUUUAAUGACUAUUUUUAGUAACUGUGGUUUAUACAUAGUUUGGUUUUCAGCUUUUGAUUUAGAUAGCUUCAAGGCUUUUAACAUUGAUGUAGAUUUUCGUAGUCUCGGAAUUUUACUACAUUUUUAAAAUUUUCCUCUCGUUAAAGGACGAGCGUGCCUGUGCUCGCAGUCGCCGCAUCCCUUUUAUCACAGAAUAUGUCGUAGUUUGUGGUAGUUGUAAAAAAAAAUUGUAAAGCAAUUUGUUGAAUUGAAUUGAAGAUGAAAUGAAAAUGAACAUUUCGUCUUCUAUAAUUAUGCCAUUUGGAAAGAUAUUAUAUCAGUGCAGAACAUUCACUUAAAAUGCCUACCCACCCACUCCUCUCCACGUACGUUUUUGUUUCCCCAUGGGGGGAGGGGAGAGAAGGAAGGAAACAGGGACAUUCGAGGUGCGCUUCUCCUUUUUUAUGUAAAUUGUUUUAGAAAUUACUUUUCUUUCUUUUUCAAUUGUAAAUCUUUUUAAUGCUCUCUCUGUUUCGGAUCAUAUUAAGGCGCCUAAAAGUGGCAAAAUUGAUGUAAUUGUGCCAGCCAAAAAAAUAGCCCAGCUGUUGGUCGCGUGACUAUUCCAACAAGUAUUGUUUCAUAUUCAAAAGAAUUAGUCAACGUUUUUACGUCUUAGAUUUAUUGUGCCUUUUAUAUUCGUAACUCUCAAACUUGUCUUAUAUGGUUAAUACCGAUUUUAGUAAAAAUUUCGAUUUCUGGUGAUUUUGCCAUUGAUCGGGUUUCCUGUCGGAAAUAUGUCACGCGACCAAUCAUAUCACGUGGUCUAGUUUUUGUUUUUAUAAUCAUUUCAUGUCGUAAUGGUAUGUAAUUAUAGAAUAUUCCACAGUCACGUGUUUUUACGGUCUAUCCAUUUUAUUCCAAAAUAAUAUAAAAACAGAAUUUUUAUGUAUAUAUUGAUAAGGUAUAGAAUUAUAAUCAACGGUUAAUCGCUUGAUUCUUAGUUAUUAAAUUAUUCGCUUGUUGCUAUUGAAACCUGUGCCAGCGGCUGUUUUUUUUUUUUUUUUUGUUUUUUUUUGUUUCCAAAACGACCAUUGUGCCUUUUGUGUCAGAGUAAGUUUUGCACUGCAUUCUGAAUGUCUGAAAAAUUUGAAAUAUUUCAUCUCUAAAAUAAUUUUCUUUAUUAAUAAAAUUCAGGCUCAGUUCUGAAGUUCCAUGUUGUAAAACUACAAUUCUUUGUUUGGGUUGUAUCCAUAUUUCGUGUUUAUUUUUCAUGUGCAACUGUUAAAUAAAAACCAAAACGUGAUGUACUCUUUGGAUUGGCACGUAAUCUGAAAUGGGGAUGAAAACAUUACCCAAGCUGAGAAAAGUCUGUUGAUUUUUUUUAACUUUUAGUUGUUUCGGGUAAACCAUUUCUUUCGUGUAUAAAACGGGAAAAGGGUGCUGUUCAUCUUUAUUUUUUCUUUUGUGUAAGUUAUUUUUGUUUCCUUGUAGAUAUAACUAAUACAGCAUCAACAAAACCCAACAAAUCCUAAAACAUUCAUUCUAAUGUAGUAGGUCUGUUAUGAUACUUUAGGCAGGCUCUAAACUUAUCAUUAACAGCGACUUUGGGAAUGAUUUCAAAUGUAUUGUUCGAUAGAUUGGUUUUGUACUGUAAUGUGAAGGUUGUGAGAAGAGAUAAGACAUGUCAAUAGAUGUCUAUAGUAUUGAGCAUUUAGAGUAAUAAAAAAGGUUAAAAAGAAAUCAA
Molecule: messenger RNA, 6268 nt
Organism: Actinia tenebrosa (Australian red waratah sea anemone)
Lineage: Eukaryota; Metazoa; Cnidaria; Anthozoa; Actiniaria; Actiniidae
Product: FH1/FH2 domain-containing protein 3
Biological process (GO): cortical actin cytoskeleton organization
Cellular component (GO): cytoskeleton; cytoplasm
Molecular function (GO): actin filament binding
Source: RefSeq, a predicted model, not a curated record